AUGAAGAAACGUGAAGAGGAGCUGGCGCGGGGGCUGGCGCGGGGGCCGGGCAGAGGAGCCUGUGGCGACAGAGGAGCGGCGGAGGGCCAUGAGUGUAGCGCUCUAGCGGGUAGUAUGAGAAAGAUAGGAACACUACGCCCGCCGGGACUCAUCGGUGGAAGUAAACCCAAAGUGGCCACUCCUGCCGUCGUGUCCAAGAUUGAGCAAUACAAACGGGAGAACCCUACCAUAUUUGCCUGGGAAAUACGAGAGCGACUGAUCUCUGAAGGGGUGUGCACCAACGCGACGGCGCCGUCCGUCAGCAGCAUCAACCGCAUCCUCCGCAAUCGGGCCGCCGAGCGCGCAGCUGCUGAGUUCGCGCGCGCCGCGGGGUACGGCCUGUACCAUCCGCACCCGUACGCCGCCGCCGCCGCCUUCCCCUGGCAUCCGGCGGCGGCGGCGCACCUGUGGUCGGCGCCUGCCCUGGGCCUGGCGCCGCCCUCCUCCACCUCCGCCGCUGCGGCCGCCGCCGCCGCCGCCGCUGCACCUUCCAUGGCGGCGUCGCCCGGCUCCGCUUCGUCCGCGGGCUCCGCCGUCAGCCACGUGCACCACGAGUCAGCCGCUGGGGCGCUGGGACAGCCCGACCUGCUCAUGCCCCGGAUUAUA
Gryllus bimaculatus (two-spotted cricket) is the source of this 645-nucleotide messenger RNA. The record is from the annotation of a GenBank genome assembly. Lineage: Eukaryota; Metazoa; Arthropoda; Insecta; Orthoptera; Gryllidae.